GAGCUGGAACCGGUAACCUAGCACUCCAGCACGUUGUGAAGCCGCUAAGUGUUUCUGGCUGCCGCUAAAGGUGAUUCAAAGAAAUCACUUGUUUCUAAAUCGACGAUUCUUUUUUUUUUGAUAAUUGACCCACUGAGAUUCCAGUUGACCAAAGAAAUGGUGAUGGAGAAGCCAAGUGCCCAGCUGGUCGGGCGAGAGUUUGUCCGACAGUAUUACACACUCCUGAACCAGGCCCCCGACUACCUGCACAGGUUCUAUGGAAAGAACUCCUCUUACGUGCACGGCGGCCUGGACAACAACGGCAAACCAGUCGAGGCUGUUUAUGGACAAUCUGAGAUCCAUAAGAGGGUGAUGGCUCUGAGUUUCCGUGACUGUCACACUAAGAUCAGGCACGUGGACGCCCACGCCACCCUGAACGAGGGCGUGGUGGUGCAGGUGAUGGGCGAGCUGUCCAACAACAUGCAGCCCAUGAGGAAGUUCAUGCAGACCUUUGUGCUGGCUCCUGAGGGUACUGUUGCAAACAAAUUCUACGUCCACAACGACGUGUUUCGUUACCAAGACGAGGUGUUCGGAGACUCCGACUCUGAGCCUCCAGAGGAGUCUGAGGACGAGGUGGAGGAGAUCGAGGAGAGGGUCCCGUCCCCCGACGUGGCUCAGGAGGAGUCUGCUCCCUUCUAUGACGCAACACCCUGUUCGGAGCCGACGGUUCCUGGUGACGAGGAGGAGGUGGCAGCGGUGAGUCCGGAGCCAGAGCCAGAGGUGGAGAAGGAGGCCGAGGCUGCCGUCGUGGAGCUGAAGCCUGAGACUAUGCUGGAGACACAAACAGACGCAAACACAUCCGACGACCAGACAGAGAAGAGCCCCGCCGCCGCCCCGCCCACCGCAGAACCUGCUGCUGUGCCCACCGAACCCACCCCCACCGCCCCAGAAGAAAACAGGCCAUUCUCCUGGGCGUCAGUCACCAGUAAAAACCUUCCUCCCAGUGGGGCUGUCCCAGUCUCAGGAAUCCCCCCACACGUCGUCAAAGCCACUCCCACAGCACCGCCCAGAGCCGAGGUGAAGUCAGAGUCCCAGACAGCAACACAGAGACCACAGAGAGACCAGAGGCCGCGGGAACAGAGGCCUGGAGGUCCUCCACCGGUGCACAGAGGACCCAGACCAGUGCGGGAGGGUGAGCAGGGCGAGUCCGAGGGGCGCAGGGUGGUCCGGUACCCCGACGCCCAGCAGCUCUUUGUGGGAAACGUCCCUCACGACGUGGACAAGACCGAACUCAAGGAGUUCUUUGAACAGUAUGGUACAGUCCUGGAGCUGAGGAUCAACAGCGGAGGGAAGCUACCCAACUUUGGUUUUGUGGUGUUUGACGACUCAGAACCCGUUCAGAAGAUCCUCAGCAACAGGCCCAUAAAGUUCAGAGGCGACGUGCGCCUGAACGUGGAGGAGAAGAAGACCCGGUCGGCCAGAGAGGGCGACAGGAGGGACGUGAGGCUGCGUGGCCCAGGCGGCCCCGGCGGCCCCAGAGAGCGAAUAGGAGGCGGCGGCGGACCCCGAGGCCCCCCCACCCGCGGAGGCAUGGCACAGAAACCCAGCUUCGGCUCCGGGCGGGGCGCGGGGCCCAGCGAGGGCCGCUACUCCGCCCAGCGCCAGUGAGGCGGCCGGGAAUCCAAACCUGAGUUACAUUACUACUUGGAGUGGUUUUUGAUUUCCUGCAGCAGAAACCAAUUGGACAAACCUAAAAUGUAACAAAAAAACCUUCUUUACGAAGCACGCAGGAGGAAAACUGAGCGGGAAGUAUUACGUUCAAGUCAGAAUUUGGGUUUCAACACAUACGCCUUGAUCUCUGACUUGUUUCCUGCUCAUUUUUUCUCCAAAAUGCAACAUGUAAAAGUAUUCUGAAGGGAUUUCUGUUAGUAAUUGACGCAGGUUUGGUCGAGAGCUUUCACGUCAAAUCACGCCAGCUCCUGCUGAGUUAACAGCCAGUCUCGACGUCUGUCUCUCAUGAAGACGGCUGCUGCUCCUCCCUCCCCCCACCUCAUCUUCUUCUUUCUCACCUGCUGCUUUUCGUGUCCCUCUGAGGAACCCAGAAUGUCACUCCUUUCUUUCUUUUUUUUUUUUUUUUUAAACCAUCUCUUCCUCCUUUGUCUCCUCUACCAACACGUAUUAUCUGGAGUUUUUUUUUUUGUCAUCUGUUUUUGUUUUGUUUUUCAUGCUGAACUUGAAUUUAUUAAGAAACAAAUCGAAACACGCAAACACAUGAAAAAAAAGGGUAAAUACUACUUGAAUUGGGGAUUAAAAAACCCAGAGGUUAGGUUUUUUUUCGCGUUCUCUCUCCCUGUUUCUUAAAGGAACGUGUACUUUACUGCUUGGGCAAUCCUGUGUAUUGCUGCCACCGUUGUAUCUAGCGAUGGAUCUGUCUUAUCUUUUUAUUCUAUCAGGUCAAGAGCUGAACUGUAAGUGGUUUUAUUUGAGUAAUGUUGGCUUGUAAUAUGUGGAUUCACGGACGCAUCUGAAUGGAGCAUGUAUCAAACCAUGUAUCAAAUCCUGUUAGGCUUCUACUACCGAUGCACUUCAUUUGUCAUCAUGUUUAAAACGAGCUCACCUGCCGAUGAGAGAACUAAAUUAAAAGUGAUUUACUGUUUUAAA
Molecule: messenger RNA, 2640 nt
Organism: Centropristis striata (black sea bass)
Lineage: Eukaryota; Metazoa; Chordata; Actinopteri; Perciformes; Serranidae
Gene: g3bp1
Product: GTPase activating protein (SH3 domain) binding protein 1
Exons: 12
Coding region: 157-1647 (496 amino acids)
Cellular component (GO): ribonucleoprotein complex; cytosol
Molecular function (GO): mRNA binding
Source: RefSeq, a predicted model, not a curated record